GUGUCGUCCACAGUUGCAAGUGGCGAGGAACCAAGAGCCACGGCGAUGUUGAAGGAAGAAGACCCGCUCAUCGAGCUCAUCCGCGAAUGGAUCAUGGCGCCGAUCGACGAGUCGGCGGGCCUCCAGCUCACCAUCAUGGAGGUCUUUGCCCUCGUCGAAGAGAUGAUCAACGAGCACGUUCUCGCACCGCUCGGUAGCCGCCUCCGCAAGUACAUCCCCAAGGUCCGGCGCAUCUUUGCGCCCAUGAAGCUCAUGGACGCGGUCCACAUGUACGACGAGUCAACGCACUUCUCCAAGCGCAAGCGCGUCGCACCGACGUUCAAGGAGGUCCGCCACAUUCUCAACCUGGCGACCAUCCAUUCGAUCGCGCCGACGCUCAAGAUGGUGACGUUCGACGCCGACGAUACCAUCUACGAAGACGGCGGGACCAUCAGCGCCUCGUCCGAGAUGGUCCAGGUCAUCGUCGGCCUCUUGCAAAAGGGCCUUGUGGUCUCACUCGUCACGGCGGCCGGGUACCCGAACGAGCCCGCGCGGUACGAAGCGCGUCUGCACGGCAUCCUCGAAGUGCUCGCCGGCCUCACGCCCGCCGAGCGCUCGCGCUUCCUCGUCAUGGGCGGCGAGUGCAACUACCUCCAUGUGACCGAGACCUGCGCGACGACCGGCAAGGUGUCGCUGCGCGUCGUGCCCGGCCGGGAAUGGAAGGACGGUCGUGGCGAGCGCUGGGACCAAGCCGAAGUCGACCAGCUCCUCGACGUCGCCGAGUCCGUGCUGACCGAGAUGGUCGAUACGUUCCAACUCACGGCGGCGGUCCUUCGCAAGGAGCGGGCGAUUGGCAUCUACAACACGUCGGCGACCAAGCGGCUCUGCUACGAGACGCUCGAAGAGGUUGCGCUCACCGUGCAGCACGCGCUCAAGGACCACUCGAUUCCGCACUGCGCGUUCAACGGCGGCAACGACGUCUUCGUUGACAUUGGCAACAAGGCGCUCGGUAUCUCGGCGCUGCAGACGUUCACUUCGCUGGCGGGCCACGAAUGCCUCCACGUGGGCGAUCGCUUUACGCGCACAGGCAACGACACGCGCUCGCGCGACGUGGCGUCGACCGUGUGGGUCUCCAACCCCGAAGAGACGGGCUACAUCAUGAAGACGCUGCUGCUGGCGCUGCCGUAG
Messenger RNA from Saprolegnia parasitica CBS 223.65, 1167 nucleotides. RefSeq lists its product as hypothetical. The transcript has 8 exons. Gene Ontology annotation, biological process: nucleotide metabolic process; nicotinic acid riboside biosynthetic process; inosine salvage. NCBI's taxonomy places the organism in Eukaryota, Oomycota, Saprolegniomycetes, Saprolegniales, Saprolegniaceae. Gene Ontology annotation, molecular function: magnesium ion binding. Bases 46 to 1167 code for a protein of 373 amino acids. The record is from RefSeq and is a predicted model, not a curated record.